AAAAUUUUCGAAUUCCCGGCAUUUUCUUCAAUAAUGGAACUCUGUUCCGAUUCUCAAUUCUCUGGCCACAGCCAAUCUGAAGUUCGGUUCAUCCGAGGAAUGGAUUCGGUGGUGGCGACGGUCAGUGGUUACAACGGCUCGGAGCGGUUCAACCUCAUCAAGCUGAUCUCUGAAACUGGUGCUAGUUAUGUUGGUGCCAUGUCAAGAUCAACCACGCAUUUGGUGUGCUGGAAAUUUGAAGGAAAGAAAUUCGAUCUUGCGAAGAAGUUUAAAACGAUAAUAGUUAAUCAUCGUUGGGUUGAAGAUUGUAUAAAGCAAAGAAAACGUGUCCCUGAAGCUCCUUAUAUGUUGCAAUGUGGACGAGAGCUAGGGCCUUUGUCGUUGGAAUUACCAAUUGUAAUUAAGAAGCAUUCAGUAUUUUCUGACAAAUCCUACCAUAGACUGGGAGACUAUGAAAAAGAAGAUGUUAUGGAUUCCGAAGGUGCUGACCUGGCUGCUUGGACUGAUUCUUUUUUGUUGGAUGAGAACUUUUUACUGAAGUUUGAAAAAAGAAACGAUAACUCUCAGAAAUCAAAGGCAAAACCAUUAAAAAGAACUUCAAGGAAGGAAAAGCAGUCAAGUGUCAGAUAUUGUUUUCAAGAGCCUCCUUUAUCAGGAUCGGUUAGUAUGGAGUAUGGAGAGUCAAGUUCUGAUUCUUCAAUGCAUUCUACGAGGGGGAAAAGGAAGAUUUCAAAGCAUCAUGAGCCAAGUACUUCCUGUUUGCGUUCAGAAAGAGAGAAAAGGAAGAUAUCCAUGGACAUCAGCACCACUUUGGCUAAACCUUCUGGUAAAGGACGGAGACUUCUAAAGAAGAAUAUUGGUGGGAAUUUUUUGGAGUCUACACUUUCAGAUUCUGAUCUAGAAGGGAAUCUAAUAAUCAGAACUGGAGGAACAUCUAAUGAUAGGUUCCAUCAGCUUGGUGAAAUAGAUGAAGGUUUUCAAGAUUCUCAGGACAUACUGGAGAGAAAUCAUUCACAUGGUCUGGACAGAAUUUUAAGCAAUGGGUGCUCUGAUUUUGAAAACUUAAAUGGACAUGUCAAAGAUGCCGAUCAGACUGAACACGUUAAUAGAUUGCCUACUUCAAUGGAAUUAUCAUGUGUUAUAUGUUGGACAGAAUUUAGUUCAACCAGAGGAAUUCUGCCUUGUGGACAUCGAUUUUGUUAUUCAUGUAUCCAAAACUGGGCCGAUCAUAUGGCUUCAAUGAGAAAAAUUUCAACUUGUCCUUUGUGCAAGGCCAGUUUUGUGAGCAUCACAAAGGUGGAGGAUGCAGACACUUGUGAUCAGAAAAUUUAUUCCCAAACAGUUCCAUGUGCACAGCCUAGGAUGGAUAUCUUCUUUGUCACAGAUCAAGAUAGAACCAGUAUUGGUGCUCAGCAGCCCUCUUUACUUCCAUCAUGUAGUGAAUGCCGUUCACGGGAACCAGAGGAGCUUCUCGUCAGAUGCCAUCUAUGCCAAAUUCGUUGCAUUCAUUCUUACUGUCUGGAUCCCCCUUUGUUUCCAUGGACCUGCAUUCAUUGCAAGGAUCUCCAGAUGCUUUACCAUCACAGCUACUAAUAACUUUUCACUCAAGGCUUGCUGAAGCUUUGGAUUUAUUGAAGACGACGGAAAUUUGGGCGUUUCUCUCCAAACGGCCCAUAUGGUAAAAGCAGUCUUUUGCGCCUCAAAUGGUAAAAACAGUUCAAUUUCUUUUCAUAUUAGAUCAUACUUGUUUAAAUUGUGUCCCAUCAUUUAAAAUAGUAGAAUCAGUAUAAAACAACCAGUGUAUGCUCUGAUAUAAUAUUUGAAACUGAGAUAAAGCAAAUCUAGGCCGCCCCAUCAAAUAUACAAAUAAACCACUAUCACCAAGGACAGAAACUCUUUAGUUCUCUUGAAUCUCUUCAUCAAACCAAAUGUGUAAAACCCAUAUAAUUUAAAGCUUCUGCUGACUGUAGAACAAGUAAUCCAAGUCUAAUCCAUCUUUGUGCUUGACGUGUUU
This is a messenger RNA of Mangifera indica (mango), 2014 nucleotides long. RefSeq names its product BRCT domain-containing protein At4g02110-like. NCBI's taxonomy places the organism in Eukaryota, Viridiplantae, Streptophyta, Magnoliopsida, Sapindales, Anacardiaceae. Bases 34 to 1593 code for a protein of 519 amino acids. The transcript has 9 exons. Gene Ontology annotation, molecular function: metal ion binding. The record is from RefSeq and is a predicted model, not a curated record.